This is a messenger RNA of Psammomys obesus (fat sand rat), 3526 nucleotides long. It is a transcript of the gene Lmod1, whose product is annotated as leiomodin 1. Gene Ontology annotation, cellular component: myofibril; striated muscle thin filament. NCBI's taxonomy places the organism in Eukaryota, Metazoa, Chordata, Mammalia, Rodentia, Muridae. Gene Ontology annotation, biological process: myofibril assembly; pointed-end actin filament capping; muscle contraction. The transcript is spliced from 2 exons. The record is from RefSeq and is a predicted model, not a curated record. Gene Ontology annotation, molecular function: actin binding; tropomyosin binding. The coding region runs from base 184 to 2184 and encodes 666 amino acids.
AGGCUGCUGUGUCCCCUGAGCACCUGUGACACAGAGCGGGCCCACGGAGUGGCAGUCCUCACCUAGCUGGGGCUUCCCACCCACGCCCACUGAGCUCUAUCCAGACCAGUGCUCCCUGUCCCUCCCCUGCCUACCAGCAGCACACCCACAGACUUGGUAAGAGCAGCUGCUCACUUAGCCAAGAUGUCCAAGGUAGCUAAGUAUCGGCGGCAGGUGAGUGAGGAUCCCGACAUCGACAGCCUGCUGUCCACCCUCUCCCCUGAGGAGAUGGAAGAGCUGGAGAAGGAGCUGGAUGUGGUGGACCCAGAUGGGAGCAUUCCCGUGGGGCUUCGGCAGAGGAAUCAAACGGACAAACAGCCCUCAGGCACUUUCAACCGGGAAGCCAUGCUCAACUUCUGUGAAAAGGAGACCAAGAAACUUAUUCAGAGGGAGAUGUCUAUGGAUGAAAGCAAGCAAGUGGGGAGAAAGACAGAUGCCAAGAAUGGAGAGGAAAAGGGCAGCGAUGCCAGCAGAAAGGCCCUAGGUCCCAGACAGGACUCAGACCUGGGCAAGGAGCCGAAGAAGGGUGUUUUAAAGAAAAGCUUCUCCAGGGAUCGAGAGGAGACUGAUGCCAGAGGGGGUGAAAAGCCCAAGGAGGAAAAGGUCAUCAGGGGCAUUGACAAGGGCCGGGUCAGGGCUGCAGUGGACAGGAAGGAGGCUGGGAAGGAUGGCAGAGAAGAAAGGGCGGCCACCAUGAAGAAAGAAGAAGAGAAGACAGGGAGUGUCAGGAACACAGGGUUGAGCAGAGACAAAGACAAGAAGAGAGAAGAGGUAAAGGAGGCCAGCAAGAAAGAGGAGGAGAAGCUAACAGCAGAGAGCAGGAACACAGUCUCCCAAAGAGAGGACAGGAGGCUGAAAAAGACAAGUGAGAACACGGACAAGAAACCAGAGGAUGAGGGCAUAGGAAGUGGGAUCAGAAACAAGAGAAAGGAGGAUGAAGUUAAGAAGGAAGAGAACCGACUUGACAAGGAGGUCAGGGAAGAGAUCGAGACCAAAGCCACAGAGAAGCAGGCCCUCAGUGGCCCCAGCAAGCCCUCAAAUGGGCAAGCCAGAGCAGAGGAGGAAACAGCUCCCAGCAUAUUUGAUGAACCUCUGGAGAGAGUGAAGAACAACGACCCAGAGAUGACUGAAGUGAACGUCAACAACUCAGACUGUAUCACCAAUGAAAUCCUGGUCCGGUUUACUGAGGCCUUGGAGUUCAACACUGUGGUCAAGGUGUUUGCCUUGGCCAAUACUCGGGCUGAUGACCAUGUGGCCUUUGCCAUUGCCAUAAUGCUCAAGGCCAAUAAGACCAUCACUAGCCUCAACCUGGACUCCAACCACAUCACUGGCAAAGGCAUCCUGGCUAUCUUCCGGGCCCUGCUCCAGAACAACACGCUGACGGAGCUGCGUUUUCACAACCAGAGGCACAUCUGUGGGGGCAAGACUGAGAUGGAGAUUGCCAAGCUCCUCAAGGAGAACACCACCCUGCUCAAGCUGGGCUACCAUUUUGAGCUGGCCGGGCCACGGAUGACCGUCACCAACCUGCUUAGCCGCAACAUGGACAAGCAGCGACAGAAACGGCUGCAAGAGCAAAAGCAGGCCCAGGAAGCCAGGGGAGAGAAGAAGGACCGGCUGGAAGUACCCAAAGUUGGGGCUCUGGCCAAGGGCUCCCCCAAAACUUCACCACAACCAUCUCCAAAGCCUGCACCCAAGAACUCACCCAAGAAAGAGGGUGCUCCAGCUGCUCCCCCUCCUCCUCCCCCUCCCCUGGCCCCGCCCCUUAUCAUGGAGAAUCUAAAGAACUCACUCUCACCAGCUACCCAGAGGAAGAUGGGAGACAAAGUGCUCCCUGCCCAGGAGAAGAACUCACGUGACCAGCUCCUAGCUGCCAUCCGUUCCAGCAACCUUAAGCAGCUGAAGAAGGCAAGUGGUGGUGGGCACAGCUGUGGGGCCAGGACAGUCCUAGGCUUGUGGAGAAGGUGGGGUACAGAGGGGACAUGUCAGAUAAGAGUACAGAGCCCCUGUCAGAUGCAGGGCCUCAGACUACCAGGCCCUGUCAGCCAUCCAGCCUCCAACAGACCACUUUGUCUUUCUUGGAGGCAAGACAGCUUUCAGGCUCUUCCUCUGGACCCCCACUUCCCACUCCUGCCUCCUCCCCUGUAGUGAAACUUGCUUCCUCUAGGAAUGGAGAAGUGGCCUCCAUUUGCAAGGCUGUCACAGGCCAUGCCUGCAGGCUUUUUUUUUUUUUCCUUCCCUUUUCUCUAUUUUUUUUUUUUUCAAACAAAAAUCAUCUUUGUUCUAUUCUGUCUACUCUCAGGAUCAGCCCAAGUCUGCAGUCCAGUCUACCGUAAAGGUCACCUUUUGGGGGAGUCUACUUUUAACUACCAGUGCCUUGGACACACAACUCUCCCUAUAUCUCUUUAUUCUCACCUACUUGCCUCCCCGGAAGUUCUACUUGAAGGACAGUGUCCAAGCUGUUUGCCUUCCUGAUUGGAUACUCUAUUUUCCUUAUCAUCAUUUGUGACUAAAGACCAAAACCUACAGGGAAACCCAGCUGCAAUCCAGAGGCUGCUGGCUGACAUCUGGUUUUACAGAAAGGAGAAAUGUCCCCUUGCUGUCAGCACAUCAUGUGCUCACCCCACAGACACACACUGGGGUGCUGGGUGCUACCCUUUUGCAGGGAAGGAAAGUAAGUUACACAGUUACACUCUAGGACACCCUGCUGGACUCCCCAAGCUAACCCAUCUCUGCUUUGCCUUACAGGUAGAAGUACCCAAGCUGCUUCAAUAGGACCAGGCAUCCAGGCACUUGGUGCCAAUGCCAUGCCUGCCUAGACUGUUGUCCCAGGGCUCCACACAGACCCCCACCACCCAACCCUGGCUGAGCUGUUGCAGCUCUCCCUGUCCACUGUGGGAGAGCUCAAGACCUGGGCCACGCUCAAGGGAGGACACCUCAUCUCUUCUCACCUUCCUUUGCUUGUCUCUGAGGCUCCCCAAAAGUUGCUUUGAAACCUGGAGCUGAAGUUUCAGACAAGAGGAGUCCUUUUAGCAUGUUACAGAGAAGAUGGCACUGCCCGGAGCCCAGGAGCAGGCAUGCUGCCAAAGGCUUAGGAUGCAGAAAAGGUGUGUCUCAGAGACCACAUAUCCACCCCAGCCUCAAUGCCACCAGGGCCAGGAUUCGGGCCUCUGAGGAGCCCUUGGGGCAAAGUUGCUGGGCCAGUGGCACUCUGUGGGUUAAUGGUAGAAGGAUGGAGGGCAUGGGGGUCCAAGGGCAGAGCAGGAGGGCUGAGGAUGCUACACACCCCUCCCUCUGAUAUGCCUGGGCAGCAGGCAUAGUUGGACAGUGCCUAAGAGAGAGUAGGUUCCAGAUCAGAGUAGGAGACAGACAGCAGCUGGGCCUGAAGGGUUGAUGCCAAAGCAGACAUUUUCUUCACACCACCCGCUGCUGUAUAAAUAGCUAUAUAUCUGUUUUUCCAUAGGAUUUUGAUAAUAUAUACAAACCUUUA